Molecule: messenger RNA, 855 nt
Organism: Ostertagia ostertagi
Lineage: Eukaryota; Metazoa; Nematoda; Chromadorea; Rhabditida; Trichostrongylidae
Source: the annotation of a GenBank genome assembly
AUGGAAAACAACCGAUCGUCUUUUCCUUCGCAGAUUGGUCGUAUUCCAGCGGCGCUUGACGCAGAUUUCCAUGCCGACAAUACUAAGGGGUGGGAGUACUAUUUCGAAAACGAUGUUUUACUGUUGCUAUCUGCUACACGACUGAUUCUCCUCUUUUCUUUUUCCUUGGAGCAAACGAUUCCCAAACUGUACACCAAUCAAAGCUUCGAUCGGGAACAAAAAGCGGAAAUCCGAUUUAAAGUAAUCGCAUAUGACUGUCAGCUGGCAUGCCGUGAUCCCAAAAACCCUGCAAAUGCAACAAUUACUGUGGUGUUGACGAUCAAGGACGUGAAUGACAAUUUUCCGAAGUUCACCGAAAAGUCCUACCAUGCUACUGUCAUUCAGGGACAAGCGUCCCCAGGUAGUCACCUUGCAAACGUCUAUGCGACCGAUCCCGAUGAAGAGAAGGAAGGUCUUCGUUAUGCUAUAUCGGGAGCUGUUAGAACAUCAAAACGGAGUUACGGUCUGACGGAUUCUCCAAUAUCAAUCAACGCAAAGACUGGAGAGUUGACGGCCAACGAUGCGCUACAUGAGGCGUCUUACUCGUUUACCGUCACUGUCACUGACGGCGUUGGUCAUGAGGACUCAGCCAAUGUUGUCAUCUCUGUCGUCGCAUACUCCCAACAGUUCGAGUUGCUGUUUGAUGCGCCAUACGACUUCAUCAAGCGGAACCAGAAAAAUAUUGUCAGGCUGCUGUCGAACGCCACCUCGUUGACGGCUGUGGUGGAUCGUUGUCGCCAAAACACGAAUUUCACAGUCGUUUUGACACAUUUUCUGGACCACAAUGGAGAAUUCGUAGCUGUGGAAAGAGCAAUG